Symbiodinium sp. CCMP2456 is the source of this 2523-nucleotide messenger RNA. The record is from the annotation of a GenBank genome assembly. NCBI's taxonomy places the organism in Eukaryota, Dinophyceae, Suessiales, Symbiodiniaceae.
AUGCAUGUUCGUCCAAAUUUGGUCGAUCCUGGAGCACCGCAAGAGGAAUUUCGUGGCGAGGAGAAUCCAAAGCCCAGGAGGAGAGUCCCCGAAAAAAUGGAUCCAGAAAGGAUUGAGAUGAGGGAGGCUCGCGUUGACCCCGUGGAUGUGGUCACUCAGGCAACAAAGGGAGCGGAGCAAGUUCUCGAGGAUUGGACCAUGAGUCGGGCAUUGGCGUUAGUGACUGAGCUUGCGGAUGAGGGUUUCUUUGGCACAAGGAAGUUUGGAGUUUACCGACAUGGAGGUACAGUGGGCUGGCUUACCGGCUUAAAGGAGUUUCCCGCGCUGACCAAGGUCCUGGCGAGGAUUGUGGUGGAAAUGGAUCCAGAGGGCUGCGUUUACCUCAAUACUGGUUUCACACAAUACGACAAGAGCGAUGCACAAGGUGAUGUUGUGUGCGGCCCAAUAGACCAGCGUGAUGUGGGAAAGCAGUUGGUGUAUGGUCAGCUACGUGAUCUACUACCAGGUGAAAGUUUUUCCUUUGGACCGCAGCGAUAUCACGAGGUGUGCGAGUGGACUGGGAAGAGGACGGUGAUCAUUGCCUACACACCCAAUUGUCUUGGGAAGUUGGAUCAAUGCGAUUUGGAGAUGCUACAUGAUCAUGGCUUUCCUGUCCCGUUGUCGCAGCUUCCUGAGUAUUAUGGGGGCGGUGGUGGACUGGAAGGAUCUCCACAGGUGGCAGCUAUCACCACGGAGGACCAUACGGUGAAGGACUGGAGCGAGGACUCAGACUGGUCGUUGUAUUUGGACUUAGAACCUGGCACAGUCAAGAUAGCGGAUGCCGUUGAGGAUGACUUUGGUGGCCCGCGACUGCAAAAGGUCGAAGUCAGCUACACCAGGAAUAUUGAGCAGAUACUGGCUGGUUUGACGAGCCCUUUGGAUGUGACGCGUACAGUACACCCAGAUGAAGUGUUUGCAUGUUUGGAGCAGUGGCGUCCAGCUAUUCUCAAAGAGGUUGCGGGCAUCGAAGGUGCUAUUGAGAAGUUACAUCCUGGCUCAGAGGCUCGUAAGAGAUGGUUGAGUACGCCUGGAGUGCAGCGUCUACCGACGAAGUUUGUUUUUACAGUAAAGCCGAAUGACAACGCGGACCCACAGUUUACGCAGAAACUGCUCCCGCCGAAGCUGUCCGCGCUUUUAGAAGCUUUGGGGAUCUCUGUGAAAAUGGAAUUGUGGGGCUUGCUGAAAGCCCUUUACGGCCUCAGAGAGGCUCCCAUGUUGCGGGGAAGUUUCCGAGAUGACACGUUGCAGGAGCUGAAGACACCUCGUGGUUUGAAGUGGAAGCAGGGCAAAGCAGUCACAUCCUGGUGGUCAGUUCUCGAUACCAGUGGUGCAGUGGCUGCUAUAGUGGUGGUGUACGUGGACGACUUUAUGAUUUGUGGCCCACGAGAAAUCGUCACUGAGCUUGGAACGGCGGUCAAAGAUGUUUGGGAGACGUCUGAGCUGACGUUUCUGGGGCCUGGUAGCUCAGUCAGGUUCCUUGGAAUGGAGUUGCAGCGUGAGUCUGAGGAUUCAGAAGAGAUCCUGGUGGGACAACAUGGAUAUAUUCAAGAACUACUACGACUUCAUGGCGUCACCACUACAAGUCAAGAUCGCAUCCCCAUCACAAAGGAGCUCGCGGUUGUCCCCAGCACCCCUGAGGAGGAGGAUGUGGGGAUUAUUCGGGAGGCACAGCAGAUUAUGGGGGAGGUAUUGUGGAUAUCCCAGAGAACUCGGCCUGAUUUGGCAUAUACCACAUGCAUGAUGGCUACCAUGUGCGCCAAACACCCGCGGCAAUCGAUCAAGAUUGGGAAGAAGGCCCUGGGCUACUUGCAAAGGACGAUCAACUAUAACUUGGUUGUGAAAUGGUCAUCCUCAGGGCUGGUCAUGUAUUCGGAUGCGUCCUAUGCACCUCAGGGAUCGCGUUCGCAUGGAGGUUGGGUUGUGACCUACGGAGGCGUUCCGAUAGCAUGGAGGAGCAGCCGUCAGAGCAUGAUCACAUUGAGUACCGCAGAGGCGGAGUUGCUGGCUCUGCUAGAUGGAGCAGUGGCAACAAAGAGCACAGAGGCGAUGAUCGCGGAAGUUGGGGAGCAUGUGGCGUCCCGAACUAUUGCAACAGACUCAACGGCCGCUAUGAGUAUAUCCAUAGGAUUGCAGAUUGACUGGGACACGGCAGGCCUGUUAAUAAUCCUGCUGAUGGCUCUAGGAGCUCAGGGGCAAGGCGGCUACGGCGUCUUCGCAAACUACAAAGCGCUACAACUGCGGCUAUCGAAAGGGAGCUUGAAAGACUGCAACAAGAAAGCUUUGGACCUGAGGGACGAGAAUCCCCUGGGAGUUCGAAAGAGGGAUUCCACAACCGUCUACGGCAAGGAGAUCUACGACGGGAGCGACGCAGGAAACUACCGAGAAUGGUCCUCCGUUACCUACGAUCGGGGAAAGUCAGAUGAGGUCUCGGAGAUCAUCGUCACCAAGGGCAAGAAGUUUGUCACAGAGAACCCCGAGUCCUAG